This is a messenger RNA of Sycon ciliatum, 2633 nucleotides long. RefSeq names its product serine/threonine-protein kinase 4-like. Gene Ontology annotation, molecular function: ATP binding; protein serine/threonine kinase activity. Gene Ontology annotation, cellular component: cytoplasm. The record is from RefSeq and is a predicted model, not a curated record. The coding region runs from base 134 to 1663 and encodes 509 amino acids. Gene Ontology annotation, biological process: protein phosphorylation; regulation of MAPK cascade; protein tetramerization. Lineage: Eukaryota; Metazoa; Porifera; Calcarea; Leucosolenida; Sycettidae. The transcript has a single exon.
GUAAGAUCUUUGCAAAGCAAAGAGAAGAAGAGUUCAGGAAUUGUGAGUUGUUGAGUAGAGAACUAGAAGGCUGAGGACAAUGACAUAGCACGACCGUAGGUUGUCUGUAGGACAAGGAUAGGUUGCAGUGGCCAUGGAGGCCACCGGCUUUGUAAAACUUAGCGAUGAGAAUCUCCAGAGGCAACCUGAGGAGGUCUUUGACCUCCUGGAGAAACUUGGUGAGGGCUCUUAUGGAGCUGUCUACAAAGCCAUGCACAAGGAAUCAGGUGAGCUGAUUGCCAUCAAGAAAGUACCCGUUGACAGCGACUUGCAGGAAAUUAUUAAAGAGAUUUCUAUCAUGCAGCAGUGUGACAGUCCAUACGUAGUAAGGUAUUAUGGUAGCUACUUCAAGGACCAGGAUUUAUGGAUUGUCAUGGAGUACUGUGGAGCUGGAUCAGUUUCUGACAUCAUGAAAGCGUGCAGGAAAACUCUGACUGAGCCAGAAACAGCUACUAUUCUCCAGGCAACGCUGAAAGGUCUCGAGUAUCUGCAUUUCAAACGUAAGAUUCACCGUGACAUCAAAGCAGGCAAUAUCUUGCUCAAUUCAUCUGGCCACGCGAAACUGGCCGAUUUCGGUGUUGCCGGUCAGCUGUCAGACACGAUGGCUAAGCGGAACACUGUGAUCGGUACACCGUUUUGGAUGGCGCCGGAAGUGAUCCAGGAGGUCGGCUAUGAUUGCAGAGCAGAUAUCUGGUCAGUAGGAAUCACUGCCAUUGAGAUGGUCGAAGGCAAGCCACCGUACGCUGACAUUCACCCUAUGCGAGCAAUAUUCAUGAUACCCAGCAAGCCACCGCCAAAGUUCAAAGACGAGGACAGAUGGACGCCCGGAUUUCGUGAUUUCCUGGAGCAGUGCGUCGUGAAGAACCCGGAGGAGCGUGCGACAGCCACAUCUCUGCUCCAACAUGAUUUCAUCAAGAAUGCUAGUACGUCAAAUUCAUUGAAGACGAUGAUUGAGGAGGCAAUGCAUCUGAUGAAAGAGGCACAAGAAGCUAGUGAUGGUGAAGGUGACGGAGAGGAUGAUGACGACGACGACGAUGAGAACACCGGUACCAUGGUGAUUUCCUCGAGUGUCCCGGAUGUGUCUUCAUCGGGUACCAUGGUAACCAAGAGUAGCAGUGACGAUGACAUGUCGACGGGUACCAUGGUGAUGAACAGUGGCUCGAUGGUCAUCAAGCCGAUGUCGGAUACGGGUACCAUGGUUCUAAACGGUGAUGAGGAUGACGGCAGUAGCUGUGGUACCAUGGUUAUGAACACGGACUCAAUGGUCAUAAACUCUGACUCUAUGGUCAUUACAGACACAAUGAAGUGUGUAUCAGACGGUACCACGCAGGUUAGUGGCGGCAAUGACCGGAAAAAGGACUACCGGCCGUCGUUCAUGGACCAUUUUGACAACAUGAGUGCCGAGGAGCAGCGGGAAAUAGCACCCGUCAAGCAAGUGCCGACAACGUCGGACUUCGAAAUGCUUGGCAAGCGCUCGUACUCGGAGCUAAAGGAACGUCUUGCUCAGCUGGAUCCCGACAUGGAGAGAGAAAUUGAAGAGCUGCGGAGACGGUACCAAUCAAAGCGGCAGCCUAUCCUCGAUGCCAUGGACGCUAAGAGGAGAAGACAAGCUGAACAGAAGUAGGGAGAAUGAAAGAGAGUGGCUGUAGAAGUAGCUGUCUUCUCUCUCCUUCCGAUUCAGCGCCGCGUGGACUUGAUUAGGCUCGGCAGCCACUCCGGUGAACUUCCCAAUUUUUCUCUCCCUUUGCUUUGCUCUGCAGCGUUGGCGGUGACCUGGAGGGACUUCUAGCGGACCUUUUUACAUACAUAGAAAAGUAGUGCUGCUGUCGCUGCUGCUGCUACCACAGUUAUCACAAACCAUGAAAAAUCGCCCCAGCCAUACUACCAUGCACCAUCUUGUACAAAGUCGAACCACAAAUCUGCCCUCAUCAAAUGAAAAAAACGUGCUUGAUCCUGGCUACAAUACUAAUUAUAUUAUAACUCCUCCGUUCCUCGGCAGCUGCCAUGUGAUUCAUAUGGCCGUUGCUGUCGCUGUCAUCUCUUGGUCUGACCAUGUUUGCUAUCAUUAUCUACCCGGUAUCUGUGUUUUUAACGUCUUUCUAACUUUAACUGGCAAUGAGGCAAGAAAUUGUAUGCUCUAUAUCAUCAAUUUCUCCAGGAGACUGCCAUUCUCCAUUGCUUUAUAUCUUUUAAUUUCCUUCCUUUGUGAUUCUUGGCACCGACUAUCCAAGUAAGUUGUGCGUCGCUUGUGCUUCACCAGCUCAUUUCAUCGUGGCAAUUGUUGACCUUACGCUCGUCUUGUGUUUAUUCUAUUCUCAGAUGUGGCACCGCUGCCGCUGAAUCAUUGCACACUUGAGGACUGCUGUUCUACUCCGCUUGUUACAUUGUGCUGAUCGGGAGUUCACCUAUUACAAGCUGCGUCGAGUGUGUCUUUGCCCGGGCGAGUCGUGUGGCACGAGCUGGUGAGUUGUGCAAGUGUGUAUGACUCAUGUCUUUCUUGGCCCUGGCGUGCGUGUCCAGCUGUUUCUACUCUUACCAUGCAUGUGUCAAUGCUGAAAUACAAGUCUACCGCUGUGCUGCACAGCUACAUGAAA